AUGGCUCUUUCCAAGGGUCGGUUGACCUUUAGGGAUGUGGCCAUAGAAUUCUCUCGGGAGGAGUGGGAAUGCCUGGACCCUGCUCAGAGGGCGUUGUACAGGGACGUGAUGUUGGAGAACUACAGGAACCUGCUCUCCCUGGGUGAGGAUAACUUCCCUUCUGAAGUUGGAAGCCUUUCUGCUGGAUUUGCAAUAAAGGAAUUAUCACCAAGAGAGGACAUUAAUGAAAGAAAAUUCUACCAUCUGCUGAUAUUGGAAAGAAAUGAAAGCCAUGGCAUCAAGGAUUUUGACCUCAAAGAAGUCUUGGAAAAUAUACACGAGUUUGGGAGUGUGUGGGGAUAUGAUGCAAGAAAUGACAAAGGAGUGCCUUUAAUCCAUAAAGAAAAGCUCACUCAUAGGAUAGAUGAACGUAAUAAAUCCACAAAUAAUUUUCCUCAAAAGCAGAGUGUUUCUGUAAGAAAUAAUACAUACCAAUAUUUCAUGCAUGAUGAGCCAUUUAUAGGCGAUUUGUUAAAACUGAAAAAUGACAUAACUCAUCCUAGAAAUGAGUAUAUAAUGUGUUUGAAAAAUAGAACUGGAUUAAGUUGGCAGGCACAGCCGGCUGAGCUGCAGAGAUUUAAAACUGAGGAGAAAAUUUAUGAAUGCAGUCAAGUUGAGAAGUCUGUCAACCAUGGUUCCUCAGUUUCACCACUUCAACAAAUCCCUCCCAGUGUCAAAAAUAUUGGUAAUAAAUAUAGGGAGGUUUUUAAAUAUCUUUUGUUACCUGCACAAUAUGGGCAAACACACACUAAAGAAAAAUCUUACAAAUGUAAUAAAUGUGGGAAGGCUUUUAGCAAAAGCUCAUACCUCUUGAAACAUGAUAGAAUUCAUUCUGGACAGAGACCUUACAAAUGUAAUGAGUGUGGCAAAGCUUUUAAUAAGUGCUCGAACCGUAGUAGACAUCAGAAAAUGCACACAGGAGAGAAAUCAGAUAAAUGUGAUGUAGGUGGCAAAAUCUUUCAUCAAAGUUCAAACUUUGCAACUCAUCAGAGAGUGGAUACUGGGGAGAAACCUUACAAAUGUAAUGAAUGCAGCAAAGCCUUUCCUAAAAACUCAAGGCUUACUCAACAUAAAAGAAUCCAUACUGGGGAGAAACCUUACAAGUGUAAUGAAUGCGACAAAGCCUUUUCUAGACAUUCAAGCCUUACUCGACAUAAGAGAAUCCAUACUGGAGAGAAACCUUACAAAUGUAAUGAGUGUGGCAAAUCUUUUAUCCUUUUUGUAAGCCUUAAAAGACAUCAGAAUAUCCACACAGGAGAGAAACCUUAUAAAUGUAACACGUGUGGCAGAUCUUUUACCGAUUUUGUAUGCCUUAAAACACAUCAGAAAACCCAUACUGGAGAGAAAGCUUACAAAUGUAAUCAGUGUGGCAAAUCUCUUACCCGAUUUUCAAGCCUUACACAACAUCAGAAAAUUCAUACUGGUGAGAAAUCUUACAGGUGUAAUGAGUGUGGCAAAGCCUUUGGGUGCAGUUCACAUCUUACUCGACAUCAGAAAAUCCAUACUGGAGAGAAACCUUACAAAUGUAAUAAAUGUGGCAAGGUCUGUAGUCAAAAGUCACAUCUUGUAAUUCAUCAGAGAAUUCAUACUGGAGAGAAACCUUACAAAUGUGAUGAAUGUGACAAAGCCUUUGCUCAGCGUUCAUCACUGACUCAGCAUAACAGAAUCCAUACUGGAGAGAAACUUUACAAAUGUACUGAGUGUGGCAGAUCUUUUACCCUUUCUGUAAGCCUUAAAAGACAUCAGAAAAUCCACACAGGAGAGAAACCUUACAAAUGUAAUGAGUGUGGUAAAUUUUUUACCCUUAUAUUAAGCCUUAAAAGACAUCAGAAAAUCCACACAGAGGAACCUUACAAAUGUAAUGAGUGUGGCAAAUCUUUUACCCAUUUUGUAUUCCUUAAAAGACAUCAGAAAACCCAUACUGGAGAGAAACCUUACAAAUGUAAUGGAUGUGACAAAGCCUUUGCUUAGUGUUCAGGACAUCAGCAUAAAAGAAUCCAUACUGUAGAGAAACUUGACAAAUGUAAUGAGUGUGACAAAUCUUUUACCCAAUUUUCAUGCCUUAAAAGACAUAAGAAAAUGUAUGCUGGAGACAAAACUUAAAAAUGUAUUGAAUGUGGCAAAUCCUUUAUGGAUGUUUCAGAAGUUACUCGACACAAGAAACUCCAUACUGCACAGAAACUUUACAAAUAUAAUGAAUCUGGCUAGGUUUGUAGUCAAAAGCUGAACCUUGCAAUUCAUCAGAGAAUUCAUACUGGAGAGAAACCUUACAAAUGUAAUGAAUGCAGCAAAGCCUUACUCAGCAUGAGAAUCCAUACUGGAGAGAACCCAUAG
This is a messenger RNA of Ceratotherium simum simum (southern white rhinoceros), 2373 nucleotides long. RefSeq lists its product as uncharacterized. The record is from RefSeq and is a predicted model, not a curated record. Gene Ontology annotation, biological process: regulation of DNA-templated transcription. Lineage: Eukaryota; Metazoa; Chordata; Mammalia; Perissodactyla; Rhinocerotidae. Gene Ontology annotation, molecular function: RNA polymerase II cis-regulatory region sequence-specific DNA binding; DNA-binding transcription factor activity, RNA polymerase II-specific.